Hirsutella rhossiliensis is the source of this 2325-nucleotide messenger RNA. RefSeq names its product ankyrin repeats (many copies) domain-containing protein. The record is from RefSeq and is a predicted model, not a curated record. Gene Ontology annotation, cellular component: MBF transcription complex; SBF transcription complex. The coding region runs from base 1 to 2325 and encodes 774 amino acids. The transcript has 4 exons. Gene Ontology annotation, molecular function: DNA binding; protein binding; transcription coactivator activity. Lineage: Eukaryota; Fungi; Ascomycota; Sordariomycetes; Hypocreales; Ophiocordycipitaceae.
AUGAGCCAGCAAUCGCAGCCCAGGCACGCGGCCUCGUUCCACCAUGACUACAAGAUCUAUUCGGCCUUAUACUCCGGUGUCGACGUCUACGAAAUGGAGGUCAACAACGUCGCCGUUAUGCGCCGUCGCCAGGACUCGUGGCUCAACGCCACCCAGGUACUCAAGGUUGCCGGCGUCGACAAGGGCAAGCGAACAAAGAUUCUCGAAAAGGAGAUCCAAACCGGCGAGCACGAAAAGGUACAAGGCGGCUACGGCAAGUACCAGGGCACCUGGAUCAAGUUUGAUCGCGGUGUCGAGCUCUGCCGGCAGUACGGUGUCGAGGAGCUGCUUCGUCCUCUCUUGACCUAUGACAUGGGCCAGGACGGAGGCAUCGCCGGCAGAGGCGACUUCAACACCCCGACCAAAGAGCAAGCCAUGGCCGCCCAGCGGAAGCGCAUGUACAACUCGAGCGUCGAUGGGAGGCCCAACGGCCUGUCGGGCACCUUUUUCAAGAACAUCUCGAGCACUGCUUCCCAUGCCGUGGCGGCCAUCAGCAAGGCUCGCUUCGACUCGCCCGGCCCCAGAAGUCGCAACGGACCCUCGCGAGCACCCAGCUUUAGCCGACAGCCCUCGAUGCAGAACGGCGACGACUUUCCCGCCAAUUCCCAGCAGAGUUACGCCUCCGACUACGGCCAACAGGUCGAUUCUGCCUACUCGACCCAGCAGCAAGGCGCCGGCGCAGCAGCCAUGCCCGACAACGAGCCUCCUCGGAAGCGACAGCGCGUCACCAUGACGCCUGCUGACAGCUUCGGAGGCUACAGCCAGAGCAUGGAUAUGUACGCCCCCGCCUUCCCAGGGUCUCCCACAGAGCCCAACGAAUCCUUCAUCUACACCCAGGGUGCCUCCGUCAACCCUCACUCCCCGGGCGAGGACCCCAAUGGGCCUCUUCCCCCUCUCCCUUACGAGAUGUCGUCCGACGUGGAGACCAAGCGCAGUAUGCUCAUGGGCCUCUUCAUGGACUCGACGGCGUCGGACGUCUCCAAGCACGACAUGCUCCGGACCCUGGCCCCUGCCGAGCUCGACAUGCCCAUUGACCCGCAAAGUCACACCGCCUUGCAUUGGGCGGCUACUCUGGCGCGGAUGCCGCUACUCCGUGCGCUCAUUGCUGCGGGAGCCUCCCCGUAUCGCGUCAACGCUUCUGGAGAAACGGCGCUUAUGCGAGCCUGUCUCGUCACCAACUCCAUGGACCACGGAUCGUUCCCGGACCUGCUCGAGGUGCUUGGCGGGACCAUCGAAGCGCGCGAUCACAAGGGCCGGACCGUUCUUCACCACAUUGCCGUCACCAGUGCCGUCAAGGGUCGCAACGCGGCCAGCCGAUACUACCUCGAAAGCCUCCUCGAAUGGGUGGUCCGCUCGCAAUCGGCCAUUCCCAAGAUGGGCAUCGCGCGCUUCAUGUCCGAGAUUGUCAAUGCCCAAGACGGGUCCGGCGACACGGCCUUGAAUAUAGCGGCACGAAUCGGAAACCGAAGCAUCAUCUCACAGCUCCUGGAAGUGGGCGCCGACCCCAACAUCGCCAACCGCGUCGGCCUGAGGCCCGUCGACUUUGGCAUCGGAGGCGAGAAUGCCGAGGAUGAAAUCAACGGGGACGCAAUCGUCGAAACCAACGGAACGUCUGGAUCGAGCCAACGCACCCGGGAGAGCGGCGAAGAGAUCAUAGCCUCCAUAACACACCUGCUGAAUGAGACGGGCGCCGCCUUCCAGCAAGAAAUGAAAUCCAAGCAAGUCUCGCUGGAUUCCCUCCACGCCACACUUCGGACAACCUCGACCCAACUCGGCGAGGCCCGCCGCACCCUCGACCACCUCACCGCGAAUCUCAAGAAGCAGCAGUUGGCCCGACAAAAGAUUUCGAAUCUCGCUCAUGCGCGCGAGGAUGAGCAGGUUAGCUUGAUGAACGAGCAGUCGAGAUCCUCGCAACCGAAUCCAUCCACGACGUGGGAAACAGAACUCUCCGCCAUGCUCGAGGCCGCCGAGGAGUCGUCGGCAGCACCAGGCGGAGGGUACCGCAGCGAAGGAAUGCUGCCCUCUGGAGCUGUCCUACGGGCCCGCAUCCGAGCCAUCGAGGGGCGCCGCGACGUGACGCGUAAGAUGGUGCAGGCUCUCAAGGGCAGGAGUCGCGACGUGGAGAUCAAGUACCGCCACGUGGUGGCCCUGUGCACCGGCGUGCAGGAGAGCGAGGUGGACGCCGUGGUAGACGGCCUCCUCAAGGCGGUGGAAAGCGAGCGGGACGAACUCGACAUUGGGCGAGUGAGGAGGUUCCUCGGCGGCGUCGAGGGCGUGGUUCAUUAG